Messenger RNA from Hevea brasiliensis (rubber tree), 2201 nucleotides. RefSeq names its product protein tesmin/TSO1-like CXC 7. The transcript has 8 exons. Lineage: Eukaryota; Viridiplantae; Streptophyta; Magnoliopsida; Malpighiales; Euphorbiaceae. The coding region runs from base 215 to 1969 and encodes 584 amino acids. The record is from RefSeq and is a predicted model, not a curated record. Gene Ontology annotation, biological process: regulation of DNA-templated transcription. Gene Ontology annotation, cellular component: nucleus.
AAUAAUAAUAAUAAUAAUAACAACCCUCAGCUCAGCGCCCUAAUCUUUCUGAACUACUCCAUUGCUGAGCUCGAGCACGCCGUUUUGCUCGGGUUGUUGUGAGGAUUUCAAUUUUGGUUGAAGAUUCAAUUCUAGCUUAUGAUUGUCUAUCGAAAGACUCUGUGAUUUGCGUGGCAAUUUGAGUUUUUCUUUUGGUGAUUUAUUUUGAAAAUUGAUGGGACAAAGUGAGGCGACUUCAGAUUUUGCGCCAAAAAAAUUGGCGCGGCAGUUGGACUUUACGACGAUUUGUAGAGCAUCAGCGAAUUUGGUUUUCACGCCGUCGCAGGCGCAACCGCAGAAGGUUCAACCGCAGCCUCUAUUGAAUUUACAGUUACAAACGCCACCAAAGCAGCAGUCGGCAAUGCCUCAAUUUCAUGUCCUGCCACAGCAAGUGCCGGUGGUGCGUCGGAUUCCUCAUUCCGUGCAGAAACUUCCGUUGCCAACAUUGCCACCGGGCAUGCAAGAGUCUCCUGGAUCAGUUCCGAGAAAUGAUGUAGAAGCAAAAGAUUGUACUCCUAAGAAAAUAAAGCACUGUAAUUGCAAAAAUUCGCUAUGCUUGAAGUUGUAUUGUGAGUGCUUUGCUGCUGGAUUGCAUUGCAAUGGUUGCAGUUGCUUAAAUUGUCAUAAUAAUGUGGAGAAUGAGGGUGCUAGGCAAAAGGCUGUUGGAGCUACCUUAGAGCGCAAUCCAAAUGCUUUUAGACCUAAGAUUGCUAGCAGCCCGCAUGGAUCUCUGGAUGGUAGAGAAGAUGCAAGGGGCGCUCAAAUGACUGGAAAGCACAAUAAAGGAUGCCACUGCAAGAAAUCAGGAUGCCUCAAGAAGUACUGUGAAUGCUUCCAAGCCAAUAUUUUGUGCUCUAACAAUUGUAAAUGCAUGGACUGCAAGAAUUCUGAAGGAAGUGAAGAAAGGAAGUCUCUCUUUCAUGGGAAUCAUAAUAGCAUAGCCUGCAUUCAACAAACAGCAAAUGCAGACAUUACUGGAGCCAUUGGAUCAUCUGGCUAUUGUACCCCUAUAACAUCCAAGAAGAGGAAAAGCAAGGAAAUCUUAGGCAGUGUAACUAAAGAUCAAUCUGCAAAAUACCAACAGGAAAGUCAUGUGAAAAAUUCUGCUGCUUCUUCUUCUCCCUUAUCUAUCCCUGUUUCGCAUUCUACUACUGCAACUGUAUUGGGAGCUUCAAAAUUCAGAUACAAGUCUCCUUUGUCAGGCAUACUUCAACCACAGGAUGUGAAGGAGAUAUGCUCACUCUUGGUCAUACUUUCACAAGAAGCUAAAAAGGAACUUGCAGGGAAAAUGGAUAGGCAACCUGAGGUAGAAAACAAUCAUAAUUUUGAACCUACUUCUGCUUCGUCCAUACAACGGAGGGAAGACAGUGGACAUGACGUCCAUAGAACCUUGCCCGAUGAUUGUGUGAAUGGGAGCAAAGCAGGAAGAGAGAGAAAUAAUGCUUCAGGAAUUGAUGGAAUUGAUAUGGAAAAUGGAAUGCCAGCAUCACCAGAAAUUGAUUUGAUGUGCCAUGAACAAGAAAUGGUAUUUAUGGAAGCUGGGCCACCAAUACGGUUGGGAGGACUCUGUCAAAACAAAACCGGGAUAUCAUCUAAUAAGCAUGAGUGCUCAGAGGUAUAUGCUGAGCAGGAAAGGCUUAUCUUGACCGGUUUCCGGGAUUUUCUCAAUAGGCUCAUCACUUGUGGGAGCAUAAAAGAAACAAUGUAUUCUUCUUCAGCCAAGGCUAAAAUGGGGAACCAACAAGAACCAGCAGAGAGAGAGGACAUAUAUGCUGGAACUGAAAUUGGAAAUCACAAGAAGUCUUACAGUAAUGGCGAUGCGAAAUCUUCUAUAGUUGCAACUUCUGCUUCUAAUGGUGUUCUGCCCAUAAUGUCAGCAUUUCCUGUGAAAAAUAGUAAUACAGAGAUUAAUCCGGAGAGUAAGAGCUAAAUUGUUGGAAAACAGUUCAAAAUAGCAUCAUUUGUCUGUGAAAUGAGGUAACCAUUUUCGGCUAUUCUUGAGGAAUUAAUUUCUGAUUAGAUAAAAAAAUUUCUUUUCGAUGGUUGCCGUCUGAUGUUUCAUUUAAUUGUAAAUUAUUUUUGUAAAUGUUUAAAUAUUUCCAUUUAACUAGAUUGAACAUAAUGAUCACAUUGUGGAUAUCUGCAAAUGAGCCAUUCAUGUA